Alosa sapidissima (American shad) is the source of this 1777-nucleotide messenger RNA. RefSeq names its product zinc finger protein 660-like. The coding region runs from base 304 to 1707 and encodes 467 amino acids. Lineage: Eukaryota; Metazoa; Chordata; Actinopteri; Clupeiformes; Clupeidae. The transcript has 3 exons. Gene Ontology annotation, molecular function: RNA polymerase II cis-regulatory region sequence-specific DNA binding; DNA-binding transcription factor activity. The record is from RefSeq and is a predicted model, not a curated record. Gene Ontology annotation, biological process: regulation of transcription by RNA polymerase II.
GUGUAGCCUAUCCUAUGUAAUAUUUUCUUGUUAAGAGAUUUUCAACGUUAUUCAAAUCCCUGCUUGAGCAAAGAAAACCUCAGAGGUUGGCAAAACUACCUUUCUUCGAAAAAAACGCCAUGCCUGAGCUGAAAAUCACCACCUCGGAAUGAGAUAAUAUGGGAAGUGUUCGACUACUGAACCUGAACCAACAGCAGGGUGUAAGGAAUACCCUGCUGCCAAAAUUCAUCACACUGCAAUCAAAGGACAUGAAUGAAGGCUAGCUGGUACAAACUUCAAUAACAACGAAACAUCACGCACGUGAUGUGGACAAAUAGAGUAUCUAUAGAGUAUCUAUCUAGAGUGGAAAUCAUGCAACAACGUUAUCUGCAAAGCCAUAAUACUUCCACCCCAUCGCUACAAACAAAACUUGUGUGUGAAAGUACAGUAUGUUCUGAUAUAAAGGCAGCUAAAUGUGUUAUGGUCCCAAUCAAUGUGAAAACAGAGCCAGAUUUAGAUCACUUUCUCUCAAUUGAGUUACCCUCAAGAGAACCUACAAUCCAACCAUAUGAUCACAACGUUAAUUUUGACCUUUUGGACCUCAAAUCAGAGAUAAAGUCAGAAAUGUCCACUGGUGAAAAUGUAUCUUUUGAGGUUGCUGAGAUGAUUGUGGAUCCAUUUAGAGACUGUGUGAAACCUGACAAUGUGCAAGUAAACAAUUACAGUAUUCCAGAACACUCAUUAGAAAGUCUGGGUGCAUUCCAAGGAGACAAAUUACAACAUCCAAUGCCACAAGCAAAGGAAGACUGCUGCAGUUUUAAGGUGCUGGUGCUUACAGAGCCUGAGGAUUUAAAUCAGCAAGGUCGUGUUUGCCAUCUUCUCAGAUACAGAACUCAAGUGAACAAGAGACUAGUCCAACAACAGCAGAAUGGGAAAGAAACUUGUACAGGUGCAAAAUGUGAAAUCUAUAAAGCAAAGCCAAAACCAAAAGACAUGACCAAGUCCUGUUCGCUUUGUGAUAAUGUCUUAGUCAACUGCAGCUGUGUACAGGCUCACAGGCAGACACACACUGGGAAGAAGCCGCACAUGUGCCCCACUUGUGGGAUGGAAUUUGCAUUCAAGUGCCGGUUAAAAAUCCACACAAGUAUCCACACAGGUCAACAAAAGCCGUCCCAACCACGAUUUACCUGCAGCCAGUGUGACAAGACCUUCGCCUACUCUAGUGGUUUGCGGGUUCACAUGCGGGCACACACUGGGGAGAGGCCAUACCAAUGCCACACCUGUGGUAAAGACUUCUCCCGAUCAGAUUUCCUGGCUAUGCAUAUGAAAUAUCACGAAAUGGCACGGACAGGUGAGCGUCCGUUUGAGUGUGAUCAGUGUGGAAAGAAAUUAACAAGCCGAGGCUUUCUUCAGCUGCACAAGGAAAGGCUGCAUGGCUCCUUAACAACAGAGUGUGGACAGAGGGAGAGGCAGUUCUCCUGUGGCAGCUGUGCCAAAGCAUUCAUGACCAAGCAGUGUCUAGUGAGCCAUGAGGCCACACACACAGACACAAGGCCCUAUGUGUGCACUGAGUGUGGCCACAGCUUCCGGCGCAGUGACAGUCUCACGAAGCACAUGCGGAUCCACUCUGGGGAGAGACCCUACAGCUGUGGUCACUGUGGGAAAUCUUUUCCUUAUGCACAGUCUCUGAAAAGACACCUGAACCUUCACAAAAAAAGCAGUAGAUAGUUGAAUUGGUGCUCUUUUUCUGUUACAAAUAAAACACAAAAAUCUGUGUAUUUAUUUUGUUGAGGUAAUA